CCUAUAUCUACUCUUGAAAAGCAGAAUCUGAGCGGUUACGCAUGCGUGUCAUAGAAAAACAUUCUUGCUUCACGUGAUCGGAUUCUGCGAACAGGUCGGCCUCGGGUUACGGCUGGGGCUGCUUCCGGUUGCGGCUGUCAGGAGGACUCCCCUCUCCUCCCCCGCCCCCUUCCUCCUCGCUGGCUGAAGCGAUGGCGAGCGGCGGCAAUAGCAGCGGAGGCUGGGAUGUCCCGGUGACAGAGGAAAGAGAGGCGAUGCUGGUGACCGGGCCCGGUGGCUGCGCAGCAGAAGGCGAGGAAGAGGAAGAGGAGGAGCAGGAGGUGUUGGCUCUGGCCGUCCACCUGAGGCGGCGCCUGAGAGGAUGGGAAGUCACCGUGGCUGCCGUGCAGCGGCUACUGGUCUGGGAGAGGCCGCCGCAGAGCCUGGCCGGGGCCGCCGCGCUCGGAGCUGCUCUGUGGUUGUUUUCCUCCACUUCGCUGCGUCCUUUGUUCCUCCUCAGCAUGGGCCUUAUUGGUGUUCUUCUUUUGGAGAGAUGGAAGCCUCAAUUCCUAUUGGAUUUCUCAGCACAGCCACUGGAAGAAUCAGGAGGAGACAGUGACAGUGAGAUGGCAGGAGCACAGCCUCAUUUGCUCAGUGUCCCAGAGCUCUGUCGUUGCCUUGCUGAGAGCUGGAUUACCUUCAGACUGUACCUCCAGGAGCUGCUACAAUACAAGAGGCAAAAUCCUGCCAAGUUUUGUGCCAGGGUCUGCUCAGGAUGCUUGAUCCUAGCGAUAGUAGGACACUACGUUCCUGGAAUCAUGAUCUCCUACAUUGUCUUACUCAGUAUUUUGCUGUGGCCCCUGGUAGUGUACCAUGAGCUUAUCCAAAGGAUGUACACCCGUUUGGAACCUAUUCUGAUGAAGCUGGACUACAGCAUGAAGGUGGAGACCUUGCAUCUUAAACAUGAAAAGAAAAAGCGUCAAGGAAAGAGCGAGCCAGAAGCUGGCAAUGAGCCAAUGGCAGAGACGGAAAGUGAGAGUGAGGCGGAACUGUCUGGGUAUUCUCCAGUGGUGGAUGUGAAGAAGACUGCUCUGGCAUUGGCAAUUACAGACUCUGAGCUCUCCGAUGAGGAGGCCUCUAUCCUGGAGAGUGGAGGCUUCACUGUCUCCAGAGCUACCACACCACAGCUGACUGACGUGUCUGAAGAUCUGGACCAGCAGAGUUUGCCCAGUGAGCCAGAAGAGUCCUUCUCCAAGGACUUGGCAGAGUUUCCCUCCGUGGAAGAGUUUCAUUCCAGAGACUUGGAACCACCCAGUGAGGAUGACAACUUUGCAGUGCCUACCCACACUGCCCAGCUGGACUCUGCUGAGGAAGAUGUGGCGGCAGCCAUCAGUUCGGACACAUCCAUCUUGUGCCUGGCCUCGCCCCUGCACUUUGUAAAUACGCACUUCAAUGGGAAUGGGCAGGCAGUGGCAGGAGGAGCUUCUGAGCCCCAGCCUGCCUCUGCGCAAGGCCUGGGGCUGCACAUCGAUUCGCUGAGCCAAGAGAUUGUCACCACUGCUAUCAGUACAGUAGUGCAGAACACCCUGUCAGCGCUGCUCCGCUCCUCUGAGGAAAACGAGGGGCCUUCUCUCUCUGAGUUCCUACCCACUGAACCUGAGGAGAGACAGAGCUUCCAGGCACAGCUGUCUGAGAGUGAGGAGGUGGAGGCGGCCUCUCUGACUGGGGAGGAGGAGGAAGCUGACGAUUUUGAGCUGCUUGAUCAGCGAGAGCUGGAGCAGAUGGAUGCAGAGCUUGGCCUUUCUGGAGAAACAGAGGCUCCACCCACAUCUGCUCUCGCCCCUGAAGAAGAAUCCUCACCCAGUUCCUAGGUCCCAUUGUCCUCCUGCAUUUCUGUAGCUGCAAGGAAGGGCAAACUGACACACAGCAGAGUUUGAUCUGUGCUGACCAGGGAUGGCAAAACAUCCACAUUCACAGUGUUAUGUCUGGAAUAGUGAGUGCUCCUCCUAGUGUUGGCCUUCCCGUUGGGGUGUUGCGUCCAGCCCAUGCUUCCCAGUGAUGAUGCAGUCUUUCUGGUCUGCUGCUGCAAUUUGUCUGUCUCUUUGUUUUGUUUUUUUUGCACGCUGCAUUCUCAGCUAGAUAUACCCACUGCUCGCAUCUGCUGUUUGUCCCCGCACACCCAGUAGGAAGUAAAGCAGUUUUAUUGGACCGGGUGGGGGCAAGAGGGUGUAAGUUGUAAAUAUCUUUAUGAAAACAUUAGUUGGUUUAGUUGAACAGGGAGGAGGAGCUGGUGAUAUGGAGAAAGCAGGUUGGGAGGAUUUUUUCCCCCUGGAGUUAAAGAUUUGGAUGUGGAGGGGCUUCAAAGGUGACACUGUGUAGAUUUGCUGUCAGGAUCAGAUGAGGGGGCAGAGCUGGCAUUUGCUACUCACCUUGCACAAAAACAGCAGCUGCUUCUGCAGCUCCAAGCGCUAACCCUCUCUUAUUUUAACCCCACAACCUGAUUUCCUCUAUGCAGUAAUAUGACACCUGAUUUGGGCUCCAGGAGGUGAGUUGUUUGGUCUGUUUGGUUCUGAACUCCACCCCAGGCUGUCUGCAGCCUCUUUAAUCCACUUGGGAAAACACAAAUGAAUUGGCAGUGACCCGAAAGCUUUGUCUUCCCUUUCUGCUGCUGCACUUUAAAUGCAAAAUACUAUUUCUGCUUGUUGUCUUUUUCUUAAACCUGGCUGAGCCAGCCCUUGCCCUGUGAUGCACCUUGACCAGAGCACAAUCUUUUGCUCUCAGGGAGGAGAGCAGGGCCAUUUGAGAAGGAAUAAAGGGUGCAGGACAUUGGGAAGAACCGUCUCCAACUGGAGGAUGCCCUCUAGGCUUAUCUCUACCCCCCCUCCCAAAUCACUUUUGAAACCGCAAGGGUUUCACUCUUUUUGCUAAUUGGAGUAGUCCACCCAUUUAUGUUCUCAGGAGAAAGAAUGGACUGGAUGAUGGGGGGGGAAUUGUUUUGGUUGGUUGUUCCCUAAAGAUGAUUGCUGACCCUCAUUAAUGCCUGUUGCUGCUUGCACAACUUUAGAGAAUAUGGUUUUAAAAAUCUGAGACCACUUGUGGCUGAGUUUUUCAAAGAUUGAUUUUAAAUUGCAACGGUAGUGGUUUUAUUCAGUGGAAACAGACCCCCCCCCUUAAGUGUGUAUCUUUGUUUGAGGCUAAAAUCUGCCUCUGCCAGCCUUCCCAGCUGAGAUGAUACUGUUUACUCCCUAGAAUAGCUCAUCUUGUUGCCUGUUUUCCAAUGAUUGCAGGAUAUGGGAAUGGGGGCAGUGUUGUGAAUUGGCCAUUCUCUUGCUGUUUAAAGCCUUUAUGAUGGACCCUUCUUGGCGAUUCCUGAACAUUUUCACAUUCUCACAAGAGCAUCUGCAGCUUUACAGAUGCAGACUGUGAACCUGCGAUAGCUUGUCCUUCAGGCCAUGGCAUUUUAACCUGUGCUUCUGAGAGUGUAUGACCAAGGUUAAGCUGCAGCCUCUCAGCAGAAGCCAAAGCAAUGCCAAGCACAUCUGUGAGACCCAGAUUCCUGUCUCCCCCCCCCCCUUCAAGAUACAUCAGUUGCUGAAUGUAUCACUGGCCUCCCUCUUUGUAUCGAGGAUAGCUGCCUGUAUCAGGCUCCUUUCGUGAUGGGGCAAUGAAUUUCUUGAAACACAAAAAAACGUUUUUUUUGUCCAGGGUUGGCUUCCCUUUCUGACUUGUUGCCUACCCCCCUGCUCCCCAAUCAAUUGUUGUGGGGGGAUGGCUGUUAAAACAGCUUCCUCUUCAUGUCUGCACUUUGGAAAUGGGCAGCUGUGUGGCACUGAGUGUGGAGCUUGCUCGCCUUUGUGUUGUGUCUUGAGCACAAAUUUUGCUACCCCUCCCAGUAGCCAGAAGCCCUAACUUUCCCAUUCUGGUGUAGGGGGCAUGUUACAUGUAGUUGUUUUUUCUCUGGAGCUCUAAGCUUUCCCUUGGUGGCAACAGUGCCAUGUUACUCCGUGAUAGCAGCCUUCUAUGGAAGGACUGGGAGGUUGCUGAUGUCACCCAGGAAAGGCAGGGGUCUUUGAUUUGUGUAGCAGUGUUUACUCUAUGGCUAAAUAUUUAAAAACUGUAGUCUUUUUAAUAAAAAAGGUUCAAAUAUGUGAA
This is a messenger RNA of Rhineura floridana, 4131 nucleotides long. RefSeq names its product reticulophagy regulator family member 2 (gene RETREG2). The record is from RefSeq and is a predicted model, not a curated record. The transcript has 9 exons. NCBI's taxonomy places the organism in Eukaryota, Metazoa, Chordata, Lepidosauria, Squamata, Rhineuridae. Bases 192 to 1850 code for a protein of 552 amino acids.